Messenger RNA from Eufriesea mexicana, 457 nucleotides. Its product is annotated as 10 kDa heat shock protein, mitochondrial. The coding region runs from base 102 to 416 and encodes 104 amino acids. The transcript is spliced from 3 exons. Gene Ontology annotation, molecular function: protein-folding chaperone binding; metal ion binding; protein folding chaperone. Gene Ontology annotation, cellular component: mitochondrion; mitochondrial matrix. NCBI's taxonomy places the organism in Eukaryota, Metazoa, Arthropoda, Insecta, Hymenoptera, Apidae. The record is from RefSeq and is a predicted model, not a curated record.
UAGUAGAGACUUCGCCUUCUACAUAUAAGUUGGACAACGUGCACGAGUGUACUUCUGCAGGUUAUUCAAGUUUGUAAUAAAUAAAAAUACGUUUUGUGACAAUGGCUACAGCUAAUGCCAUUAAGAGACUUGUACCUCUCUUUGAUAGAGUUCUUAUACAAAGAGCUGAAGCUAUAACAAAAACAAAAGGUGGUAUUGUUUUACCAGAAAAAGCACAAGCAAAAGUUUUACAAGGAACUGUUGUCGCAAUUGGACCAGGACAAAGAAAUGAUAAAGGAGAACAUGUUCCUUUAAGUAUCAAGGUUGGUGAUGUAGUAUUAUUGCCAGAGUAUGGUGGAACUAAAGUAGAACUUGAAGAUAAUAAAGAAUUUCAUUUAUUCCGCGAGUCAGAUAUAUUGGCAAAGUUAGAAGUUUAAAUUUCCUAUUAAAUUUAUGUUUGCAAUUUUUUAAGUACUAC